This is a messenger RNA of Umbelopsis ramanniana AG, 1106 nucleotides long. RefSeq lists its product as uncharacterized. The transcript is spliced from 6 exons. Bases 68 to 913 code for a protein of 281 amino acids. The record is from RefSeq and is a predicted model, not a curated record. NCBI's taxonomy places the organism in Eukaryota, Fungi, Mucoromycota, Umbelopsidomycetes, Umbelopsidales, Umbelopsidaceae.
UGCACACGCACGCAACUUUAUUUAAGUUUAAAAGGCAGUGGCAGGACCUUCCACUAUUUUCUCAUUAAUGAACAAUCUUGUAGAUCAAAUUGUCCUCUUUGGUGAUUCCAUCACUCAGUUUAGCUUCAAUGCUGACCUACAUGGCUGGGGAGCGUACAUUGCGGAUGCAUACCAGCGAAAAUUCGAUGUCAUGAACAGAGGCUUUUCGGGGUAUAAUACCGACUGGGCAUUGCCUAUUCUGCGUCAACUUCUCCCAACGACCGAAGAUCAAAAGAAAAGUAAAAACCGGAUUAGUCUGAUCACGAUUUUCUUUGGUGCAAAUGAUGCGGCUCUCCCGUUUGCGUACCAACACGUACCAAUUACUCGAUACACUGAAAACUUAUCCGAGAUGUUCAACAUGAUCCAGAAUCCCAACUCUAUGUUCUACAACCCUGACACUAAAAUCAUUCUUAUAACGCAGCCUCCUGUGAAUGAAGUACAGUGGAAGAAGCGAUGUGAAGAUAAUGGAGAUCGUAUGAAUCGAACGGCUGAAGUUGCAAAAGCGUAUGCUGAGGCGGCUCGCGAGAUUGCAGGACAGCAUCAAAUCCCUGUGUGUGAUUUGUGGACAGAGCUGAUGCAGAUUGCAGGCGGAGAGGCUGUGGCUGUCAAUGGUAAAGAAGAGAUUGUAGAGGUAACUUCCAAGACCUGCUAUGCGGAAGAGAAGGAUUAUAAGCGUGAUCUUUCCGAGUUUCUGUUGGACGGACUCCAUUUAAAUUCUAACGGCAACAAGCUUCUUGCUCAAGUGCUUCUUAAAACCAUCGAAACCCACUACCCGGAGUUAGCGGCUGAAGCGGUUGAUUUACAUCUGCCAGCCUGGCGAGAUGUUCCUCAAACGAAUUAUGAGGAAACGCUGCAGUAUAAAACGUCCAAUUGACUAUCCGUCGAGGAAAAGUGGUUUAUGAAAUGCACUCUGUUGUAGCAUAGAAAUAAAACGAAGGGGAGUGAUAGGAGAUAUACUUAACAAUGUAAUUCAAAUGCAACAGGAGAUAUUUAUAUACCUACAAUUUUAAUACUAAGAGAAAUGUGAACGCAAUGUAAUUCGAGGAACUGUGCAUAUGCGUGUAGUG